This is a messenger RNA of Scaptodrosophila lebanonensis, 3239 nucleotides long. RefSeq names its product hexokinase type 2 (gene Hex-A). The transcript has a single exon. Gene Ontology annotation, biological process: glucose 6-phosphate metabolic process; intracellular glucose homeostasis; glycolytic process. NCBI's taxonomy places the organism in Eukaryota, Metazoa, Arthropoda, Insecta, Diptera, Drosophilidae. The coding region runs from base 1159 to 2811 and encodes 550 amino acids. Gene Ontology annotation, molecular function: fructokinase activity; ATP binding; glucokinase activity. The record is from RefSeq and is a predicted model, not a curated record. Gene Ontology annotation, cellular component: cytosol; mitochondrion.
UUAAUUGGCAAAGUACCCUAUGUUUUAUACAUAUAUGCAUGUUAUACAUAUGUAUAUAAUGUUAACAUUUUUGUAAUAAUGCUCUUGCGAAUAAACUGAGCAAUUUCAAGAUUGGCAGUAAAACUAAAACAGCCUACACUGCAGGGUAUCGCAAUCCGCUUGAUGGUGACGAGAGAAAGCUGCGGUACACACACAAGCACAUGGGCGAGACCUCUAACAAAUGAGAGAUAGGUAGAGAGAAAAAGAGCUAGUGCUUGCUUUGAUGACGUUUAUAGGGAAAUAACUUUUGGCACGCUCUGUAAACUCUGUAAACCAACACUCGCGCUGUAUAUCUCUUCUCCCCUUAACAAUUACGAACUGUCAUACGCUCUCUCCGCGUUGUGUUUUAUGCUCGCAUGUAUAUCUCUGGGAGAGUCGCAAAGCACUAAUUGUCAAUUUUGACCUUCAAGGUUCCUUCAAAGUACACGAUGUAUGUAUGGGCCUGUAUGUGCACAGUCACGCACACACGCACAGCGAUAGUCGCUCAGACAUAGCAAGGGAGCGGGGCAGCAGAGAGACUACUCAGCGACGUCAGCGGCAGCAGCGUAAAGCCAGUGCUGAGCGGCGAAUGAAUUUGAUUCCGUAACAAACGUUUCAAAGCAACGGACGCGUGCAGCGGAUAAAAAUACAACGCUUCGAGCGACGAACCCACAUCACACAAAACACUGAAAGAAAAUAUAAACAAAAUUUUAACAAAAAUAACACCGUCAAUGCUACCGCCUGCGUCUCACAAUUAAACUUAAUCUUGCGGCACAAAAAAAAAACCAAUUUUGCAUGCAUACAUACAAAUGUAUAACAAAUCGUAGUCCCAUAAUAAAUAGUGCAGUUAUCCUUGCCUAUUUGUGUCAACGUGCCGCGAAAGCAUUUUCUUUAUCAAGUAAUUGGUAAACGUCGAACCGCAGCCAGACACUGAGCAUUAAAGACUAAAGUCGAUCAGCAAUAAAAUAAGACGUGAGUGCAUUUUUUUUAAAUUGUUUAAUAACACCGCCCAACUGCCAAAAACGAAAAGUCAAAAGAAAAUACAAAUAUUCUCGGCUGGCCGCAGAACAGUGUAACAAAACAAAAGUGCAAGAGAGAAAAUACAUUGCAACUGCAAAAACAACACAAACAACAAUUAGAAUGGAUCAAGAGCUGAGCGGCACAAUGCGCAGCAUUUCUAUAAAUAGCAAUGGUACCACAAAACAGCAACAACAGUUGAAUGGCCACAGCAUGAAAACUGCAGUCAGCUGCGGCACAGACGAGAUCGACAAUGUACGGCGGGUUACUGCAACAAUUGGCGGCGACGUUGACGUUGCCAAAACUACAAAUGCAAGCAAAACGCCAGCAUCAGCAGCGACAACAACACCAUCACCAUCACUAAUACAACAACAGCAGCUGCAGCAGUCGUUGCCGUCGUAUGCGAGUGCAAGCGUUGCGGAGAAAAAGAAAAUGGUUCACGAGUUAUGUCAGCAAUUGUUGCUAACGGACGAACAGGUGCAUGAAUUAUGCUAUCGCAUACUCCACGAAGUGCGCCGUGGGCUUGCCAAGGACACGCACCCCAAGGCCAAUGUGAAGUGCUUUGUAACCUAUGUGCAGGACCUGCCCAAUGGCAAUGAGCGUGGCAAAUUCCUGGCUCUCGAUUUGGGUGGCACCAAUUUUCGCGUCUUGCUGAUACAUCUGCAGGAGAACCAUGAUUUCCAAAUGGAGUCCCGAAUCUAUGCGAUACCGCAGCACAUCAUGAUCGGUUCGGGCAUCCAGCUCUUCGAUCACAUUGCUGAAUGCCUCUCUAAUUUCAUGGCCGAUCAUAACGUGUAUGCGGAGCGUUUGCCAUUGGGCUUCACCUUCUCGUUCCCAUUACGUCAGCUGGGUCUGACCAAGGGUCUGCUGGAGACCUGGACGAAGGGCUUCAAUUGCGCCGGAGUCGUAAACGAGGACGUUGUUCAGUUGCUAAAAGAUGCUAUAGCGCGCCGCGGAGAUGUGCAAAUCGAUGUCUGCGCCAUUCUGAACGACACGACAGGCACACUCAUGUCUUGCGCCUGGAAGAAUCACAGCUGCAAAAUCGGUCUGAUUGUGGGCACGGGCUCAAAUGCCUGCUAUGUUGAGCGUGUGGAGGAGGCGGAACUAUUCGAUGCGCCGGACAACCGUAAGCCCCAUGUGCUGAUUAAUACAGAGUGGGGCGCAUUUGGCGAUAAUGGAGCACUUGAUUUUGUACGCACCGAAUUCGACGAGGAUAUUGACACGCACUCGAUAAAUCCUGGCAAACAGACGUUCGAGAAAAUGAUCUCGGGCAUGUACAUGGGCGAGUUGGUGCGCCUCGUAAUUGUGAAGAUGACGCGCGCUGGUGUUCUCUUCAAAGGGCAAGACUCGGACGUCCUCAAUACCCGUGGCCUCUUCUUUACCAAAUACGUUAGCGAGAUCGAAGCUGAUGAGCCAGGAACCUUCACCAACUGCCGCCUGGUAUUGGAGGAGCUGGGGCUAAGCAAUGCUACCGAUGAUGAUUGUGCAAACGUUCGCUACAUAUGCGAAUGCGUCUCCAAGAGGGCCGCGCAUUUGGUAUCGGCGGGCAUUGCUACGCUCAUCAACAAAAUGGACGAACCACACGUCACGGUCGGCGUCGAUGGCAGCGUCUAUCGUUUUCAUCCCAAGUUCCACAGUCUGAUGGUAGAGAAAAUAACGCAGCUAAUUAAGCCGGGAAUCACGUUCGAUCUCAUGCUCUCCGAGGAUGGUUCCGGGCGUGGUGCAGCCCUGGUGGCGGCCGUCGCCUGUCGAGAGGAUGUACUCAAUAGCAAGUAAGCCGAGGCCGGUACAUUUGCCCAAGUCUAUUGCCCAAGACGUCGCCUAAAUCGCCGCCAAGCGGGCCAAGCAGGAGUAAGAGUAGUAGGGGUAAGGGCAGCAGGAGCAGCAGCUGAGUUGCCGCCCAGCGACGUCACCGCUACAAAACGCUACACAUACAUAAACACACACACGCAACUCAAGUGAAAAAAUUACUGAGAGAAUAAUGAUAAUGAUUCUGCAACAAAUAUUACAACUAAAUUACAAAAUUUUAAUUAAUUAUAAUAAAAUUUAAAAGAAAUUGAUAUAGUUUCCUUGUCGCCGUUGGCCAAGCGGCGCUUUUAGUAUUUUAAUUAUGCAAGUUAUAAAAUACGAAGCGGCUUUUUUUUAAAAUAUUUAAUGUAGUUUUUUUUUUUAAUAAAUUAAUUGUAUGCUUAAUUCUAUUUAUC